Molecule: messenger RNA, 798 nt
Organism: Paramecium sonneborni
Lineage: Eukaryota; Ciliophora; Oligohymenophorea; Peniculida; Parameciidae
Source: the annotation of a GenBank genome assembly
AUGUUUUAAUCAUCUUAGUUUAGUGACUAAAAAAACUAAUCUGGGUUUAAGCAAGGAAUAAAUUAUAAUGAAUAAGUUACACAUAUGAAUAUCAGGAUGAUGAAGUAGCUUAAAGUAUCUUUCAAUGAUAAAAAUGAAAUUCUUUACAAUAAUAAAUAAAUAACAUUAAUUAAAUUAUUAGCUAGAAAAGAAGACACUUAUGAAAAAGAUGGCAAAGGCAUUAUAGUAAUUAAUGAUGAUAGUGGAUAAGAAAAGCUUAUUGUUAUGUUUUAAGAAGGUGAUUAUAUAAAAGACAUGUUUUAAAUUGUUUAAACAGAAGACAAAAAAACUUCUUAUUUUAACUUCCUGCUAAGAGUCAGAAAUAACAGAGAUACUAUUAAUUAUGAUAUUAUGAAUAUAGCUAAAAUAAACUAAUCAGGGCAAAUCAUCUCACAUCUAUAAAAUAUUAUCCAUUAAGAUUGUAAAUAAAAUUAAAUGAGAUCUUCGAACUUCAAAUAAACUUAGAUCAAAAUUGAUGAAGAAGAGGAAUAGUUCUAAUAAACCUAAAUAACUUUGGCAGAUAAAGUAAUAUAUUAUACUAUUCUAGAUUUUAAACUAUAUCAAAACUAUAACAUAAUAAUAAGGUAGCGUAUCUAUUGCUAGACAAAGUAUUUUUAAUGAAUUUUCUAAAAUUGAAAAUUUACAAGAAAUUAAGUAUUUAAUUCACCAUAUAAAAGAAAAUCUAUUAAGGAAUUAUUAGAUAAUGGCAAUAUCUUAUUAGGAUAAGGAGGUGAAAAUACUUUUAUGUUAGCUGAUUGA